AUUGAGACGAGUGUUGUCAUUGGGAUCUGAUAAAGAGUACAGAAUAUCGGUAUUGCCAUAUCAUGUAUUGAAACUAAGAAUAGUAGGCCUAGUAUUCAUUAUGUUGUACUACAGUAUAUUUUGUACAAUUUUUCUUCUGCCCUACAUUUUAGGUUACAAGGUAUUUAAUGGUAGUUUAUAUUGUAAAGAGAGAGAAUGCAACUUUAAAGCUAGUGUGAUAGAUAAAGUUGAUUCUUCAGCUUAUGGAGUGUACAAUGAUUCGUUAUUAGAUAUAGGAUGGAGUACAUUAGAUCUUGUGGCUGGGUAUGGACCCCAUCAGCUAGAUGCCAAUAUCAUGUAUUCAGCUGGUUUCUUGGAAGGAAUUCUUACAGCAAGAAGUAUAUCACAGCACAUACAGAAUAUAAGAGACGUGAUAUUUAGGAUAAAAGAUAGAUCCAUUAUAGAGGAAAAACUGAAGGAGUAUUUUAAUAAACAAGAUAAAUGGAUGAGAAGUAUGAUAGAAGAUAAAUCACCACAAGAUGGAUUCUGGAGACAUGUUUAUUAUAUUUUAUCUCAGUUGGAUGGUUUGAUUGCUGGGUAUCAAGCUGCCAGAGAACUUAAACCUUCAUUACCAAAACUAGAGGAAUAUGACUUUCAAAUGUUAAAUAGUAAUGGUGAUAUAUUUGAUUUGAUAAAUAUUGUUCAUCCCGAGGCAAUACCAGAUUGGAGAAAAAUGAACAGACAGGAAGCUGUUCAAUAUGUUCACACUCAUGGCAGAUGUUCAGCUAUGGUCAAGGUUUUAGGCGCUUACGAAAACAUCUAUAUGUCCCAUUCAACUUGGUUUAAUUAUGGAGCUACCUAUAGAAUUUUUAAACAUUGGAAUUUUAACAUCAGAGAUACUCAGACAUCUUCUAAACGUCUUUCAUUCUCCAGUUAUCCAGGUUUUUUGAUAUCUGUGGAUGAUUUCUAUAUUCUCAGUAGUAAAAUGGUGAUGUUACAGACCACAAAUAACCUAUUCAACAAAACACUAUAUAAAUACUGUAAACCUGAAAGUCUGUUAGCUUGGCAUCGAGUCAGAAUAGCCAAUAUGAUGGCUAAUUCUGGUAAACAAUGGGCUGUUUCUUUCAGCAGAUACAACUCAGGUACCUAUAAUAAUCAAUACAUGAUAGUAGAUCUAAAGAAUAUACAUCUCAAUAAAGCCAUAGAGGAUAAUGCUCUGUGGAUUAUAGAACAAAUUCCUGGACUGGUUAGUUCUACUGAUGUUACACCUAUUCUACGCACAGGCUACUGGCCCAGUUAUAAUGUACCAUUCUUUGAAGAAGUUUAUAAUAAGAGUGGUUAUCCAGAGUUUGUUGCCAAACAUGGUAUAGAUCUAUCCUAUCAGUUGGCACCCAGAGCUAAAAUAUUCCGACGAGAUGAAGGAAAAGUUACAGAUUUAGAAACAUUUAAACACAUUAUGAGAUAUAAUGAUUUUAAAACCGAUCCAUAUUCGGAAUCUGAUCCGUGUAAUUCAGUAUGUUGUCGAGGUGAUCUGGAGAAAUCCCCAAAUACAAUGGGUUGCUACGAUACUAAGGUCACGGAUUUCAAAAUGGCUUUAAAUCUACAAGCUGAUGUUAUAAAUGGUCCAACAUUAGGAUCUGAUCUACCACCGUUUAAAUGGACAUCUGAGUUUAAUCAAUCACAUGUUGGACUACCGUCUUUUUAUAACUUCUCCUUUAUACCAACUACUCCCAGAUGGAAUUAAACAAAUCUUUCAUCACAAUUAUCAUCAGCUUUCCGUGACGUCAAAAUCUAAAUACUAUGUAAUUUUACUCAACAGCUCAGAUUUAUGAAGUCAUUUGUAUGUUAAGGAUUUUGUCCAUCCAUUUGAUCGACUCUUAUUACUGGCGUACACAUGUAUGAUGUUACUUUAAUAGCAGGGAAUGCUCAGCUUUAGGACACCUGGUAUCUCAGUGCGACCGAAUUUAUCACCAUUUACCACGCAUAUACCACAUGUGAUAUUUUUUUGUAUAUAUAUAAUUCAGUGAGUAACUUCUAACGGCUGCUUUUCUCUGGGCUUCAAAUAUUUCCAAAGAAUUUGGUCUUACGUGUUAGUAGUAUUCCGUUUCAUUUUUUGUUUUUCCAUAUUUGUUUACUGAAUUGAUUCAUAUAUGAAAAUAAAAGAUUAUUUUCAAGU
Molecule: messenger RNA, 2155 nt
Organism: Lottia gigantea (owl limpet)
Lineage: Eukaryota; Metazoa; Mollusca; Gastropoda; Lottiidae
Exons: 10
Coding region: 101-1723 (540 amino acids)
Biological process (GO): phospholipid catabolic process
Cellular component (GO): extracellular region
Molecular function (GO): glycerophospholipase activity
Source: RefSeq, a predicted model, not a curated record